AGAACCGGUCGCAGAACAAAUCAGUUUCUGCUUUUUAACACAGAAUGUUGUCUUAAUUUUAACUUUUGCUUGGUAACCAGUCCCUCGCUGCACUUUCACUAUUGACGUAGUUUCCUAGCAACAGGUCAGCGCGUCAUAGCAACCGCCAGACAGAGGAAAAACUUCCGUUGUUUGCAACUCGUCCGGAACCACCAGAACACAGAGACAUACCGACGUUUGGUACCUUGAGGUCCAGAUCGUGUCCGUGCUCCGGGAUCAACAGGUUCUGUUUUACACUCAGAAGCCAACUUCAGCUUCGUGAUAUUGGGCCGAUAUAACCAGAACAUUUUGUCUCAUCAGGACCCAGAGGGCCCUCAAGGAGUUACUGUAGAUGCUGAUGGUUGUGGGCAGGAAUGAUCUCCUGUAGAGAAACUGAUCUGAAGUCUUCCUGAUCGACUGGCUGUUCAAAUGUCUGGCUGCAUGUGCCUUUAACCUCAGAGAACCCUGAGAUUAAAGCCCCUCCCACAGCGUGACCUCCUCAGGGCCAUAAACCAGAUGGGCCUUCAGAGGCUCGUUUUCAGAACAGGGCCUAAUUGGAUCAGUAGGGUUCCCACUGUUUGCAUUCAUAGUCCUUAAGAUCGACCCAGAUGGAUGAGACUCUUAAGCCACUGAGGAUUCCUCCUCAGAUCAGUCUGUACGCAGACAAACACAACGUGUCCCACCUGGUGCAGCACAUGGUAAUCAGCCUUGUGGUGGACCAGCCAGAUGAUCCGAUCUCCUACCUGAUCAGCUUUCUGCAGAGGCGCAUGGUGGAAUGUCCCCGGGUGAUGCUGCUCGGUCCUCCUGCUGUCGGCAAACAAACUCUGGCGAAAAGGCUGAGUACCAAACUGAGAGCUGUGCACGUGACAGUUGAAGGUUUGCUGCAGGGCCAAUCAGAGCAGAGCAGACUCAAUAAGCAGGAAGCUUCUGCUGAGGUUCUGGUCCAGCUGCUCCAACAGAGACUGAGGGAGAAGGACUGCUUCCACAGGGGCUGGGUGUUGGAGGGGAUCCCUCAGAGCCGUUUGCUGGUUCUGCAGCUCCAACAGGCUGGGAUCAUCCCUGAACAUGUUGUGAUGCUGGAGGCUCCGGAUGAUGUUCUGCUGCAGAGGAGCCGAGGAAAGCUCAUUGACCCCAUUACUGGAGAUGUCUAUCAUCAGAUCUUCGUCCGGCCAGACGACGACACCAUCAUUCGGCGCCUGGAGUGGGGGCAGGGCCUGUCAGAGGAGAAGCUAUUGGCUGAGCUGCAAUGUUACCGCUGUGAGGUCACAGGUCUGAGAUCAGCCUAUCAGCAUGUCCUGAAGGUCAUCAAUGGAGACCAACCUCCUGCUGACGUCUACCAACAAGCACUGACAUUCAUCUGGACUCGAUGUCAAAUCAGAACACCAAGAAUAGUCCUGGUGGGCCCGCCAGGGUCCGGAAAGAGCCACCUGGCCCGGCUGGUGUCUGAAAAGUACAAACUGGUGGACGUGAGCUCCAGUCUCCUGCUGAGGUCUGUGGCAGCUGAUGGUUCUGGUGCAGGAGCAGAGAUCCAACCAUACCUGGAUGAUGAACGUCCAGUUCCAGACUCCCUGCUGCUGCAGGUUCUGGAGGACCGUCUGAGCCAAGUGGACUGCAGCUGCAGAGGCUGGAUUCUGCACGGCUUUCCCUGCGACCUGCAGCAAGCCAGGAGCUUGCAAAAGUCCCAGUACCAGCCCAACAGGGUUUUCUUCUUGGAGGCGACAGAUGAAGUGUGUUUGGAGAGACUCUCUCUGAGAGCAACAGAUCCGGUCAGUGGCCAGAGGUACCACUCUGUGACCCAACCGGCUCCGAACAUUGAGAUCCAGACCAGACUUCAGACGGCUCCAGAAGACGGCACAGAGGCGGUAACACAAAGGCUGAAACAGUUCAGGAUCCGCUCUGCCGCCAUGAUGUCCGUGUAUCCAGAUGCUGUUCAUCUUGACGCUGACCAGGAUCCUCGCUCUGUGUUCGAGGCUCUGGAAAGCCGACUCUACACCAACUAAAACCUGGACCCACCUGGACUCAUCUGGACUCACCUGGACUCACCUGGAUUUAUCUGGACCCACCUGGACUCACUUGGACUCACCUGGACUCUUCUGGACUCACCUGGAUUUAUCUGGACCCACCUGGACUCAUCUGGACUCACCUGGAUUUAUCUGGACCCACCUGGACUCAUCUGGACCCACCUGGACUCACUUGGACUCACCUGGACUCAUCUGGACUCACCUGGAUUUAUCUGGACCCACCUGGACUCAUCUGGACUCACCUGGAUUUAUCUGGACCCACCUGGACUCAUCUGGACUCACCUGGACUCAUCUGGACCCACCUGGACUCACCUGGAUUUAUCUGGACCCACCUGGACUCACUUGGACUCACCUGGACUCUUCUGGACUCACCUGGAUUUAUCUGGACCCACCUGGACUCAUCUGGACUCACCUGGAUUUAUCUGGACCCACCUGGACUCAUCUGGACCCACCUGGACUCACUUGGACUCACCUGGACUCAUCUGGACUCACCUGGAUUUAUCUGGACCCACCUGGACUCAUCUGGACUCACCUGGACUCACCUGGACUCAUCUGGACCCACCUGGAUUCAUCUGGACUCACCCGGACUCAGCUGUAUUCAUUUGGACUCACCUGGACUCAUCUGGACCCGCCUGGACUCAUCUGGACUCAUCUGGACUCACCUGGGCAGAAAGAAGGCUCUUCAUUUCAUGUUAAAAGUUGUUUGUUGUUCAUUGUUGAGUUUUGGUCCCGGUUCCAUCGGUUUGUUUUAUUUGUUCAGUCUGACCCGCAGGAUGAGGAACCGGACCAUAAUUUACGCUUUAAACAAACGGAAAAUUUGUAAAAAUAUAAGUUGCAUCAAAUGUUCAAUAUAAAUACCACAGCAAUGAGGAUCAGAAA
Molecule: messenger RNA, 2918 nt
Organism: Girardinichthys multiradiatus
Lineage: Eukaryota; Metazoa; Chordata; Actinopteri; Cyprinodontiformes; Goodeidae
Gene: ak8
Product: adenylate kinase 8
Exons: 18
Coding region: 627-2018 (463 amino acids)
Biological process (GO): nucleoside triphosphate biosynthetic process
Cellular component (GO): cytoplasm
Molecular function (GO): ATP binding; AMP kinase activity; nucleoside diphosphate kinase activity
Source: RefSeq, a predicted model, not a curated record